Messenger RNA from Stegodyphus dumicola, 3718 nucleotides. RefSeq names its product guanine nucleotide-binding protein G(q) subunit alpha-like. Gene Ontology annotation, cellular component: cytoplasm; heterotrimeric G-protein complex. The record is from RefSeq and is a predicted model, not a curated record. NCBI's taxonomy places the organism in Eukaryota, Metazoa, Arthropoda, Arachnida, Araneae, Eresidae. Gene Ontology annotation, molecular function: GTPase activity; G-protein beta/gamma-subunit complex binding; guanyl nucleotide binding. Gene Ontology annotation, biological process: adenylate cyclase-modulating G protein-coupled receptor signaling pathway.
UCCGUUUGGCUGCAAUUUGUUGUGUUCAUUCUCUGUUGUGAUCGGUAAAUGCUAAAGUAUUGUAUAAUAGAUUCACGUUAAGGCCUAGUGUCUGACUGUUUCAUAUAUAAAACAUAUAAUCAAAAUAGCAAUAUUACAUGCAUUUAUCUUCAUGUAGAAGCUGGAAAAAGUUGGAAUAUUUUGAAUUUUUAACUUUUGAUUAGGCUUAGCCACACCCCAUUGCGGCGUUUUAGUGACUUGGAUGCAAUCCGCUUAUUUUUAGAGGAAAUAUCAGAAAGAUUGCAUCCAAUACCUAAAUAUUUUCAAGCCCAAUGAUGGCUUGUUGCAUGAGCGAUGAAGCGAAAGAACAAAAACGUAUUAACCAAGAGAUUGAGAAACAGCUGAGGAAAGAUAAGCGGGAUGCUCGGCGAGAACUUAAACUUUUACUGUUAGGUACUGGAGAAUCCGGAAAAAGUACUUUCAUAAAACAAAUGAGAAUUAUUCAUGGUUCUGGAUACUCAGAUGAAGACAAAAGGAGUUUCAUCAAACUAGUUUAUCAAAAUAUAUUUAUGGCCAUGCAAAGCAUGAUUAAAGCCAUGGAACUACUCAAAAUUGAAUACAAAGACCCUGCAAAUUAUGAAAAUGCUGAGCUUGUUCGAAGUGUUGAUUUUGAAACAGUCACUACAUUUGAAAGUCAGUUUGUAAAUGCUAUCAGAGCAUUGUGGAAUGAUCCUGGUAUUCAAGAAUGUUAUGACAGAAGGAGAGAAUACCAGCUCACAGAUUCAGCCAAGUAUUAUCUUAGUGAUUUGGAGCGAAUUGCACUUCCAGAUUACUUGCCAACACAACAAGAUAUUCUCCGAGUAAGAGUUCCAACUACUGGAAUAAUUGAAUACCCAUUUGAUUUGGAUUCUAUCAUAUUUAGAAUGGUGGAUGUUGGGGGACAGCGUUCUGAAAGACGGAAAUGGAUUCAUUGUUUUGAAAAUGUCACAUCUAUAAUAUUUUUAGUUGCCUUGAGUGAAUAUGAUCAAAUAUUGUUUGAAUCAGAUAAUGAAAAUCGGAUGGAAGAAAGCAAGGCAUUAUUCAAAACUAUUAUUACAUAUCCAUGGUUCCAAAAUUCAUCAGUCAUCCUCUUUCUCAACAAAAAAGAUCUCUUAGAAGAAAAAAUUAUGGUUUCACACUUGGUUGACUACUUUCCGGAAUAUGAUGGUCCUAAACAAGAUCAUAUAGCUGCUCGUGAAUUCAUUUUAAAAAUGUAUCUUUCUCAAAAUCCUGAUCCAGAUCGAAUGGUGUAUUCUCAUUUCACAUGUGCAACAGAUACUGAAAAUAUUCGUCUGGUUUUCUGUGCGGUUAAGGAUACAAUUCUUCAAAACAACUUGAAAGAAUGCAAUCUUGCCUGACAGUCUGGAAAAAUUAACAGUUAUCAGUAUACUGAGAACAUUAGGUUUGUGUUUGCUGCAGUGAAAGACACCAUUCUCCAACAAAAUUUGAAAGAAUAUAAUCUUGUAUAGGUGAUAAAGUUAGAUUUUUACAGUCUCUCAACUUUUUAUGAGUCACUGUCUAGCUACCUUUUGGUUAGCUUUCUGAUGGUGAAACUCCUCAUCCUGAAAAAAAUAUAUAUAUAAUCAAUUUUGCUACUAGCAAAUAUAUAUUAUGAGGAAAAUAAAUUUCCUCUGAGGUUGUUUAUCACAGCUGACAGAAAAGUGACUUUAGUGAACACCUACUAUCAGCAAAUAAGUAUGGUGACAUUUUAAGGAUGAUUUGAUCACCGAUAGCUUCUGCUAAUUUUUGUUACGUUUUUCUGGAUGAAUGCAUGUAGUCAAGUUUAUGGGAUUUUCUUUUUUCUUUCAUCUAUAGAAGGACUUGUUAGAAUUAUCAAACCAUAACUUUUGUAAGUCCAAAAAGAUACCUGAAAUUAUAUAUGUGCCAAUCGACUUUGAAGAUAAGUAUUUGCUCAGAUUUUUGUAGUAUUAAUGCUUCAUAUUUUUUUAGCAAAAUAAGAUGGAAAUUAAGGUUAUUUUAUGUUUUUGUUUUAUAUAAUUGAUCAUACAUGUAAAGCAAAAAAGGGUAUUUUGUUUUUUACGCUUAAAAUACAUAAGUCUCUGGAACUGGGAGGAAAUAAAAACUAUAUUUAGCUGUGUUUUGUAACAUAAAUUAUAUCAUUUUGAAAGUUAUCUUCUCUGAUGCUGUUUUUUAUACUCUUUACAACUUUACUGGAAAAUAUAUGUGAAAUUGUGUUGGAGAUACACAUUAGUGACUAAUGUUCUGUGAUCGAUUAGCUCACUUUAACUCUUGUCAGAUUGUUACAUAUAUUCACCUGUGCUAAAAGCUUUGUGUUCAGAGGGGUCCAAAUUUUAAAAUGUAGGAAUGUUUGUCUUGAUUGUUGAUUUUUUAAUACAUAACUUUUAUCACCCAACCUGAUAGUUUCUUAUAAUUCUCAUUAUUCUGAACCGGUGAGUAUUUAGUAGAUGUGGUAAAAAUUAAUGUUUAGAACAUAAGAAUACUUUUCCUAUAUUUAAAGUUUGCUUAUAAAUUAUUGAUUUACGAUGUGGGUAGGUUUGAUAUAUUAAGUCCCUCUUUUUUUUUUUUUUUUUUUAAAUCUAACUAGUCAGCUGAAGUUACCUAUUUUGACUAAUGCUCUCAAAACUCUUAUGCUCAAAAAUGUAAAGAUUAUUCUUAUUAGUUACUUAUUGUAAACUGUAAAGCAGUAUAUAAUAAUUCUUUGUAUUGAUUUUGCAGUUUAUGGACAUAUUUUUAUUUAAGAGAUAGCAUAUACAAAAUAAAGGUUUUUAAUAUUUAAAUUAUUAUUUUUAUAAUAAAAAGUACCUGUGAUGUGAAAAGUAUUGAUUGAAAGAUCUUAAGGUUUAUUUCUGAAGCCAAAUCAUGUAUAAUUUUAGCGUGUGAUAUAUAUCUUUAAUAUGUUUAUAUUUUAAAAGAAUUAACGCAUCACAAAUUUGAGAUGAUUUUCUGUAAUUAUUUUAACUUCCCUGAAUCUGCCAUCAGCAUUCUCAUGCUCACUGUCUACAUAAAAACAAACAAUAUAGUAGUAAAUUAAUAGCAAAAAAACAGUGUAUUUUGAUAUGUGUAAUUAGCAUUCAUAUGAUGCAGUUGCCCUUGCAGUAUGCUAAGUAAGGGUUAAUCUGGUCACUAAUAUUUAUUAAUAAAAGUGAAUAUGUUGUUUUGUAUCAUGUUUGUAUAAAACACCUCUUGAGUGAUUGUAGGUGGUAAAAUGGACUGAUGGAGAUUCCUUUUUAUGUUUAAAAACUGGAAAGAAUUUUUAUCCUGUGUAAAAUUGUAUUGUAUAUUUACUUUAAAAGAGUGAACUUUUAAGUCAACAUUGUAACAUAUGAUUUCUUUCAUUGCGUCUUUUAUGUAAACCAUUGUUUCUGAUUGUGUAUAUUUUAAGUGCUAGCCUCCCUUAUAUUGUUGGUGCUUUCAAUACAUUACCAUUUCUUGUAUAAUGCAUGCAAUGGUAGUAUAAAGUCCUGUUUUAAUGUAAUUAAAAAUGCUUUGAUAAAUAUACACACACAUAUAUACAUAUAUAUAUAUAUAUAUUAUAGAUGAAUGCAGUGCUAAGAUUUUGUAAAAUAUAAACUGUUGCAUUUUGUCUUCUGACAUCUUUUUCAGGCAUUUGUUACAUGCCAUUAAGUGUUUGUAAAAUUAAAAUAAUUUGAAUGGUGUCUUGGCUGCUACUGUGCUCAGUAAUAUUUUAUAAUAAAACUUGAGAUCAUUUCAUAUGCUA